This is a messenger RNA of Panicum virgatum (switchgrass), 1746 nucleotides long. RefSeq names its product DNA topoisomerase 6 subunit B-like. The record is from RefSeq and is a predicted model, not a curated record. Gene Ontology annotation, molecular function: DNA topoisomerase type II (double strand cut, ATP-hydrolyzing) activity; DNA binding. Bases 1 to 1746 code for a protein of 581 amino acids. Gene Ontology annotation, biological process: DNA topological change. The transcript is spliced from 16 exons. Gene Ontology annotation, cellular component: cytosol; small ribosomal subunit. Lineage: Eukaryota; Viridiplantae; Streptophyta; Magnoliopsida; Poales; Poaceae.
AUGUUAGCUCCACUAAUUAAACGGCUAGCUAAGGAAGCACGUUUCCAAGAAACUCAAGCUAAAAACGCUGCACUUGGGAAGAAAGUUAAGGAGGCUCCAGCUGUUCGAGGAAAAGGCCGGGGCGAGGCUGCAUUUUUCAAAGUGACUUGCAAGGAUAAUGGUCGAGGUAUGCCACACGAUGAUAUCCCAAAUAUGCUUGGUAGAGUUUUGUCGGGCACAAAAUAUGGUUUGAGGCAAACACGUGGGAAAUUUGGACUCGGUGCUAAAAUGGCACUUAUAUGGUCAAAGAUGAGCACGGGACUUCCUAUUGAAAUUAAGUCAUCAAUGAAAGGCCAGAAUUAUGUUUCAUUCUGUCGCCUCGACAUAGAUAUUCAUAAAAAUGUCCCUCAUGUUCAUUUACAUGAGAAAAGAGAGAACAAAACUCACUGGCAUGGGGCAGAAAUUCAAGUUAUAAUUGAGGAAAAUUGGACAACGCAUCGUUCAAAGAUCCUCCAUUAUAUGCGUCAGAUGGCGGUCAUCACACCAUAUGCUCAGUUCCUUUUUAGAUUUCUAUCUGAUGCAGCAGACAAAAAUUUAACAAUAAAGUUUGCACGCCGGACAGAUGUUAUGCCUCUUGUUCCACUUCAAACAAAGCAUCAUCCAUCUGCUGUUGAUUUAUUACUGAUAAAGCGCUUAAUCGCAGAGACUACAAAACAAAAUCUCUUGCAGUUUCUGCAACAUGAAUUUGUGAAUAUAAGCAAAUCGCACGCUGAACGUUUAAUUGGGGAGAUGGGACCUGAUUUUAGUCCAAAAAUGACAGUUAAGAGCCUUACAUCACAGCAGUUAGUUCGAAUACAUCAAUUAUUUCGGCAAGCUAAGUUUGAUGAUCCUAGUGGCAACUGUCUUAGUCCUGCAGGUGAAUAUAAUUUACGUCUAGGUAUCAUAAAAGAGCUAUACCCUGAUAUGGUGGCAACACAUGCAAGCAAGUAUAUUAUUUUAACCAAAGUGAACUCCAGAAGGCAUUUCAAAUCUGCAUCUUUGUUCAGCCCUCAGGUUUUUGAAGGUCAUCCAUUUAUUGUUGAAGCUGGGAUAAGCAUUGGUGGAAAAGAUGUUAAACAAGGUCUAAAUAUUUUUAGGUUUGCAAACAGAAUACCGCUUCUUUUUGAACAAGGUGCCGAUGUGAUCACAAGAACUGCAGCAAAAAGGAUCAAUUGGAGCAGCUACAAAAUUAAUCAACAGCAAGAUAAGAUUGGUGUCUUUGUGAGCAUUGUAAGUACAAAGAUACCUUUUAAAGGAACUGGAAAGGAGUACAUAGGGGAUGACAUAACUGAAAUAUCAUCUGCUGUUAAGUCAGCUCUGAAGCAGUGCUGCCUUCAACUGAAGUCUAAGAUUGCGAAGAAACUUCAGGCCCGUGAGCGGCAGGACAGGAAAAGGAACUUGAACAGAUAUAUUCCUGAUGUUGCGAGAGCGAUUAUGGAGACUCUGGUAGAAAUUGCAGAUGAAUCUCCCCCGAAACGGCCACGUUAUGAUAAGGAAGAUGAGGAACUCCUUGAGAAGAUAAAUUCUCAGGAGGUGACAGAGACGACCUUCAAAGAUUGCUUGACUCAGCAUGUUGAACAGGUUGAUUAUGAAAUGGCGCUGGACUACGCCAUGCAGAGUGGAGUGAGCAAGGAGCCCCGAGAAGCAAUAUUUUUGAACUCACUUGAAGGAUCUUACAAGUCUGUCGACUUUCAAAGUCCUGUAUUUGUGUUCAGAUUUAUUCGUUGA